AUGAGGGAUGGGCAAGCUGGACUGGAAGCAAUCAGGUCCUUCAUCAAAGCCCGCAACACCUACGACGUCCUCCCCGUCAGCUUCCGUCUCAUCGUACUAGACACCGCACUCCUCGUCAAGAAAGCUCUCGCGAUUCUCAUGCAAAACAAUAUCGUGUCGGCGCCAUUAUGGGAUAGCAGCAAAUCCAAAUUCGCAGGGUUGUUAACCGCGUCGGAUUUUCUGAACGUGAUUCAGUAUUAUUAUCAGAAUACGUCUUAUCCGCAAGCACUUUCCGAGAUUGAAAGCUUCCGCCUAGACGGCUUACGCGACGUUGAGAAACGGAUAGGAGCACCAAGUCCUGAAACAUUGUCGGUGAAUCCGAUGAAGAGUUUGUACAAAGCAUGUCAAAUGAUGUCGAAAACUCACGCUAGAAGAAUCCCGCUCAUCGACUAUGAUGACGAGACGGGGAAAGAAACCGUGUUGUCGGUGUUGACACAGUAUCGAAUUUUGAAGUUUAUCGCGUUGAACUGCAAAGAAACGAGAAUGUUGGGAGGAACGUUGAAGGAACUGGGUAUUGGGCGGUAUCACGAUUUAGCGACGGCGACUAUGGAAACGCCUGUACAUGAUGUCAUUCAACAACUCGUUCGACGCGAAAUUGCUGCUCUGCCUAUCGUCGACACCGAAGGCCACGUUCUAAACGUCUACGAAGCCGUCGACGCCCUCGCCCUGAUCCGCGCCGGAGACUACCACGACCUCGAACUCUCCGUUGCAGAAGCCAUCGCGCGCCGAUCCGAAUGGGGGACCGAAUUCGCCGGUGUACACACUUGUACAGAGCAUGAUACGCUCGCGGCGAUAUUCGAGACGAUUCGGAGGCAGAGGUUGCAUCGGUUGAUUGUCGUAAGCGAAGGGGAAGGAGAGGAAGGGGGGGUGUUGAUUGGGAUUGUUACUUUGAGUGACAUUAUGAGUUAUAUCAUGGGGGCGCAAGGGGGUGUGGAGAAGGAGAAGGAGAGGAAGGAGGGUGAGGGGGGGAAGUCAUAG
This is a messenger RNA of Saitoella complicata NRRL Y-17804, 1017 nucleotides long. Its product is annotated as activating gamma subunit of the AMP-activated Snf1p kinase complex. The transcript has 6 exons. Bases 1 to 1017 code for a protein of 338 amino acids. The record is from RefSeq and is a predicted model, not a curated record. NCBI's taxonomy places the organism in Eukaryota, Fungi, Ascomycota, Saitoellomycetes, Saitoellales, Saitoellaceae.